AUGAUGUUUCCAAGAAGUUUGACUAGACUCAAUUCGAAAAAUUUCACUUCAUUAUCCCAAUUUAGGACAAUGAUUACGGCUCAAGCAGUUGUAUAUUCUCAACAUGGAGAGCCAAAAGAUGUUUUAAAAACUCAUAAAUACGAAAUCGAUGAUAUAAAUCUCGCUGAUGAUGCUGUAAUUGUCAAAACCCUCGGUUCCCCUGUGAAUCCAUCAGAUAUUAAUCAGAUCCAAGGAGUUUAUCCAUCCAAGCCAGAGAAGACAACGGAAUUGGGUACAGCAGAACCAUCUGCUGUUUGCGGUAAUGAAGGAUUGUUUGAAGUAUUAAAGGUUGGACAGGGUGUCAGCAAGUUUGAGGUAGGAGACUGGGUAGUUCCGGCAGCAGUAAACUUCGGUACCUGGAGGACUCAUGCCUUAGGUAGUGAGCGUAAUUUUAUUAGACUCCCAAACCCAGAGCAAUCGAAGGCUUCGGGCAAAGGUCCAGGUUUGACUGUUAAUCAAGGUGCAACUAUAUCAGUGAACCCACCCACUGCAUACUUGAUGCUUACCCAUUUUGUUAGAUUGACUCCUGGUAAGGAUUGGUUUAUUCAAAACGGUGGAAAUUCUGCCGUAGGAACUUUUGCUACACAAAUGGGUAAAUUAUUGGGUUUCAAUUCUAUUUCUGUCAUAAGGGAUAGGCCAAAUGUCGAUGAAUUAAUUGAAGAAAUGAUAAAGGAAAAGGGGGCAACUAGAGUUAUUACUGAAGAGGAUAAUAACUCAAAAGAAUUUGGCUCAACUAUCAAAUCAUGGGUCAAAGAAACUGGUGGAGCAAUAAAAUUGGCCUUGAAUUGUGUAGGUGGAAAGAAUGCUACUGGAGUUGCAAGAAAGUUAGACAAAAAUGGACUCAUGUUGACAUAUGGUGGUAUGUCCAUGCAACCAGUUAUCAUCCCAACCUCGUUACAUAUAUUCAAAAACAUCACUUCGUCAGGUUUUUGGGUCACUGAGCUUCUUAAGAAUGACCUUGACUUAAAGCUUAAGACUUUGAAUCAAAUUGUAGAUUGGUACGAGUCCGGAAAACUUCAAGAUGCUCCGUCCCAUGAGAGUCAUUUUAGUUCUGACGGGUCUAAAUCCUUGAGUGAGAUAUAUGUAGAAGGUGUUCAGAACUCCAAGAAGGGAAAGCAGUUGAUAACCUAUUAA
This is a messenger RNA of Priceomyces carsonii, 1173 nucleotides long. It is a transcript of the gene ETR1, whose product is annotated as Etr1p. Lineage: Eukaryota; Fungi; Ascomycota; Pichiomycetes; Serinales; Debaryomycetaceae. Bases 1 to 1173 code for a protein of 390 amino acids. The record is from RefSeq and is a predicted model, not a curated record. The transcript has a single exon. Gene Ontology annotation, molecular function: trans-2-enoyl-CoA reductase (NADPH) activity. Gene Ontology annotation, cellular component: mitochondrion. Gene Ontology annotation, biological process: fatty acid metabolic process.